This is a messenger RNA of Rosa chinensis, 3125 nucleotides long. Its product is annotated as pentatricopeptide repeat-containing protein At4g39952, mitochondrial. Gene Ontology annotation, molecular function: RNA binding; protein binding. NCBI's taxonomy places the organism in Eukaryota, Viridiplantae, Streptophyta, Magnoliopsida, Rosales, Rosaceae. The transcript has 2 exons. Gene Ontology annotation, biological process: RNA modification. The coding region runs from base 58 to 2391 and encodes 777 amino acids. The record is from RefSeq and is a predicted model, not a curated record.
AGAGAAACAACGCAAACUCUUUACAUUAGUGAGAGAACUAGAGAAUUCAGAAUUCCCAUGUUCAGUAAGAAACCCAUCCACCUCUUCAAACGCUUUCCCUCCUCUUUUCCAUUCUCUUCACUUUCACCUUCCAACUACCUUAACUGUCAUCUCCAAUCUCUCCUCUCCAACCAAACUUCAACUCUCCCACACCUCUCUCAAUCCCACGCUCUCAUUAUCACUUCUGGAAACUCAAACAACGUUUUCAUAGCCUCAAAGCUCAUCUCUUUCUAUGCCUCUCUCACCAAACCCGAAUCUUCCACCAAAGUAUUUGAUUCAGUUUCUCCCAAAGACACGUUCCUCUGGAACUCCAUAAUCAAAACCCACUUCUCCAAUGGCAGUUACUCCAAUGCCCUCCAGUUCUUUACCCAAAUGCGAGGCUCCGAGUUGGGUCCCAACCAUUUCACUCUUCCAAUGGUUGUUGCUUCCUGCGCCGAGUUGAAGUUGCUAGACCAUGGCAAGACUGUUCAUGGGCUGGCUUCAAAACUCGGCCUUUUCGCAGGGAAUCCAGCAGUUGGGUCAUCUUUUGUUUACAUGUACGCGAAAUGUGGUCGAAUGGGGGAUGCGUGCGUCAUGUUCGAUGAAAUUACUGAGAGAGAUGUGGUGUGUUGGACUGCGGUUAUAAUUGGGUAUGUGCAGAAUGGUGAGAGUGAGAAGGGUCUGGAAUGUCUUUGUGAGAUGCAUAGGAUUGGUGGAGAUGGUGAGAGGCCAAAUUUUAGGACACUGGAAGUUGGGUUUCAAGCUUGUGUGGAUAUGGGAGCUAUAGGAGAAGGUAGAUGUUUACAUGGUUUUGUUGUGAAAAGUGGAAUUGGAUGUUCAGAAGCUGUUAAGUCUUUGAUUUUGUCUAUGUAUUCCAGAUGUGGGACACCUGGUGAAUCCUUAGUUUUGUUUCGUGAAUUAAGAAAUAGAGAUCUUCUAUCAUGGACGUCGGUUAUUGGUGCUUAUGCUAGAUCUGGGUUGGUGGCAGAAUGCUCGUGUUUAUUUUGGGAAAUGCAGGAUGGUGAUAUUGUUGCGGAUGAAAUCCUUGUCAGUUGCAUGCUUUCAGGGUUUAGAAAUUUGACAAAUGUCAGGGAAGGAAAGGCAUUCCUUGGAAUAGUGACAAGGCAAAACUAUGGAUCAACUCAGAUGGUUUAUAGUGAACUGGUAUCCAUGUACUGCAAGUUUGGGUUAUUGACUCUUGCAGAGAAGCUUCUUAGUGAAAUGCAGCAUUGGGACAAAGAGUGUUGUAAUAAUAUGAUUUGUGGCUAUGCUAAGGUGGGACUGCCUGCAAAAUGUAUAGAAAUUUUUGGGAAGAUGCAAUGUUUAGGCAUUGAAGCUGAUUCUAGUAGCUUGGUGUCUGUGAUUUCUUCAUGCUUCCAGUUGGGGGCGAUCCAUCUUGGCCAAUCAGUUCAUGGCUACAUGAUUAAGAUUUCGAUGGAUGACAAUGUCUCGGUAGCCAAUUCACUCAUAGAUAUGUAUGGAAAAAGUGGUUAUUUGAACAUUGCAUUGAGAAUUUUUCGUGGGACACAUAGAGACAUUGUAACAUGGAGCACAUUGAUGUCAUCUUACACUCACAAUGGAAAUUUUGCUGAGGCCAUAGUCCUAUUUCAUAAAAUGAUCGCAGAGAAGGUUAAGCCCAACUCGGCAACAUUUGUAACGGUGCUUUCUGCUUGCUCUCAUCUCGCAUCUCUUAAAGAAGGAGAGAAAGUUCACUGUCACAUUAAGGAAAGAGGAAUAGAGAUCAAUUUGUCCGUUGCCGCUGCAUUGGUUGAUAUGUAUGCAAAAUGUGGGCAGCUCGAGAAAUCUAGAGAACUGUUCAACUCAAUGAAUGAGAGGGAUGCUAUUUCCUGGAAUGUCAUGAUCUCAGGUUAUGCUAUGCACGGACAUGCAGAAUCUGCAAUAGAAAUUUUCCACAACAUGGAAACUUCAAAUGUUAAACCAAAUGAAAUAACAUUCCUCUCUCUUCUUUCAGCCUGUAAUCAUUCAGGGCUUGUUGAACAAGGGAAGUAUCUGUUUGGUAGAAUGCAGGAAUUUUCUGUAAAGCCCAAUUUGAAGCACUAUGCUUGUAUGGUAGAUAUUCUUGGAAGGUCUGGAAAACUGCAAGAAGCUAAAGAUUUGGUUCUGUCAAUGCUCAUUACUCCUGAUGGUGGUGUAUGGGGAUCUCUGUUAGCUGCCUGUAAGAUUCACAAUGAAAUUGAAAUGGGUGCAAGGGUUGCUAAGCAUGCUAUAGAAUCUGAUCCAGAAAAUGACGGCUAUUAUAUAAUGCUGUCCAACCUGUAUAGUUCCAUUGGAAGGUGGGAUGAUGCUAUAAGUGUGAGAAAAAUGAUGCAGGAGAAGGGUGUGGGAAAGACAAAUGCAUGGAGUGUGGUGUAACUGAGUAUAACCCAACUCAUGGACGUGAUAAGUUUACUAGGGGAUAACAAGGAUCUACCUCAUAUGCGCUGAUAGAAGCUGAAGAAGUUGAUCCUUCUUUGUCCUGCAAUUUGCCCCACCAGCGAAAAUGAGGCUAUAACGGCUAGUCAACUAAUUGCACUGGAGAUAGCUGUCUUGGCCACUCUCUUCAACCUUCAGUUUUUUCUUCAAGCUAAAUUGUAAUCCCACCGGAGAACCCUGCAUAACUGCAUUAAGUGACAUAGUUAAUACUAAUAAGUCUUAGUGUUUAGCAUGCUAAGUAUUGUAACGGUAGUUUGUGACCCAAACGUGUUGGGGCAAAUAGGGUUCAGGGAUAUCUGGUGGUUGUUGAGAGCUUUAUACUGAUGUCCGGAACGUGCUCAGUCCUCAACCAACCUUCACUUUUUUCUUUGAGCUAUUCUGGAAUCCCACAUCGGGAAAUUCUGCAUUGGUGACUAACCUAAUGUUACCGAGUCCUAUGGUUUGGUAUGCUGAGCUCUGCCACGGGAGCUUCUGAUGGGGCAACGUGAUGGGUGCAAUAACGUGCAGGGAGGUCUGGGGGUAUCUGCAACGUGAGCCUUGCUGAGCAGCGAUGGUGGUAUUGAUCUAUGUAUAGGUCAUGGGACAACAUGCAGUACCCUUCAACCCACCUUCACUCUUUCCUUCUUACUAGUGAUAUUGGAUAUCAAUAUCGUAGUUGAAAUUUUCUGGUGCUU